UCAUUCCAGAUCUGCUGGACAGGCACAAUGAGAGUUCAAAGGCGACUUGUUUUCCCUCUGCUUCUUCUGGCUGCCCUCUGUUCUACAGGUGUUAGCCUCAAAUGCUACAGCUGUUUAGAUCCAGUUUCCACAUGCAAAAUGAAUACCACUUGUUCAGUUAACCUGGAUUCCUGUCUCAUCGCUAUAUCUGGAAGGGAAAUCUAUCAACAGUGUUGGAAAUUUUCAGAAUGCGAUUCCAUGUCAAUUUUGGACCGAUUAGACCUGACAAAUGUACAGUACAGAUGCUGCCAGGUGGACAUGUGUAACAAAAAGCUCAAAGAAGAAGAAAUCAAAGAAAAUCAAGAGGCAAAUAACAGGCCAAAAGAUAAAGCAACCUCCUUAUCUAUGAAGACUGCGUUGCUGGGGACCUCAGUUCUGGCAGCUGUCUGGAAGCUGUGUCUCUAAGUUACCACUGAGCCCCAGAGCACCUCUGUUGUCUUAUCUUUUUUGCUGCAGCUGCAGCACUCCAAAGCUGUUAUUGUUUUCCAUUAUAUGCUUUUGGGGAAAAAUAAAGUUCAUUUGAACAUCAUG
Molecule: messenger RNA, 570 nt
Organism: Phodopus roborovskii (desert hamster)
Lineage: Eukaryota; Metazoa; Chordata; Mammalia; Rodentia; Cricetidae
Gene: Cd59
Product: CD59 molecule (CD59 blood group)
Exons: 3
Coding region: 28-444 (138 amino acids)
Source: RefSeq, a predicted model, not a curated record